Messenger RNA from Saccostrea echinata, 1032 nucleotides. RefSeq names its product UPF0696 protein C11orf68 homolog. The coding region runs from base 110 to 862 and encodes 250 amino acids. Lineage: Eukaryota; Metazoa; Mollusca; Bivalvia; Ostreida; Ostreidae. The transcript has 3 exons. The record is from RefSeq and is a predicted model, not a curated record.
CGAUUGUGUGUCGUUUGGCUGACUAUAUUUGGCAAACGGAAAAUUUUCACACGGGUUACUAUGAGCCGUAGUAAAGAGUUUACAUAACAAUUGAGCUGACGAAAUAAAAAUGGAGGAAGACAUGGAAUGUGAAACCACGGGGAUUCACCCACACAGAGUGAAGGCAGAGAAGCCAAUAUAUGACUCUGAAUACUACGCAGCAGAGGCACUGGCCUGUGACAUGGAUAUUCCUGUGAUUUACAGCACUGGGAGGAACAAGGAACCAAUUGAAGAGUGGUUGGAGAAAACUAAACCCUCUAUAAUUCACAGAGAUGAUGGAUAUGGAUGGAUUCAUGUUAUCCGUUCAGAGGAUAGAAGAAACAGAAAUGACUCGGAUGAAAUUGAUGUUUUAGGAUUACAAGAGGCAUGGGAAAACCUAGAAGCAUCAGAAAGAGAGAUUUGUAAAGACAAAAUUUUUGAACUAGCAAACAAUUUUAGAGUAACUGCUGGUAAGUGGAUGUUCUGGGUGUCAACUGGAGGAAAGGGAGAUUACUUAUGGUCCUUAGUUGCCAAAGGUAUCGUAAGUGGAAAUACUCUGGCUAAGCAGGCCAAAAUCAGUGCUUCUGAAAUGGGUAAAGAGGGUCCCGAUGCUAAUGAACAUGUGGUGUGUAUCUAUAAUGAUGAUUUUCUUGACAAAGACCAAGUAUAUGAAAGUGAAAGAACUAUAAGAAGCCUGGGAAUCAAAUGUCAGCUUCAUUACAAACCAGAUGUGUUCACUUUGCUUGGAGUGUACCGGAAAAACCCUUGGAAUCUCAGACCUACAAUUUACACUAGCAAUUUUGAUGUCAUAAGAAAUCAGUCCAUUAUUGAAGAAGUUGGGUAGAUUUUGGAAAGUGAAAGUGGACUUAUGAUUAUUAUUUUAUCUGAAAUACAAUGAAAAAUACUUUGUAAUUUGAUUUUUAAAGAUGUUGUGAAACAAAAUGUUAGUUAAUUUAGAAAUCAUUAUAAUGUCAUAAGAUGACCAAAAAAGAAUAUAAAAAAUAUUUUACUUUA